AUGACACCAGUUCUAAGGGCCAGGCAAAGCUUGCCAAAGGACCGGUUUUCAACGUACUUUGGGAAUUUGCGCAGCCAGCCGUACAACGACCCGAACUCGGCAAGGGGGUUUUCGCAUUCGUUUCGAACCAUUGCGUGGAAUCCGUUGGGGACUUUGGUGGCGACAGGCUCAUCAGACAAGACGCUGCGAGUCUGGAACCCUGAAAAACCUCAUGUCAAGUUUUCCACGGAACUCAAGGGUCACAAUGCUUCCGUGGAGAAGGUUGCCUUCAACCCAACAAAGGACGCGGAGCUGUGUAGCGUGAGCGCUGAUGGAGUGGUCAAGUUCUGGGAUGUGCGGACCAAAGCCUGCUUCAACGAGGUUAAGGGCUUGGGGGAAGCGUUGAGUUUGGCCUGGGCGCCCGACGGGGAAACACUGGUUGUUGGGAACAAGACUGACAGCAUAUUCGUCCUGUCGCCCAGACAAUCUACCCAUCUUGCCAUCCACCAGCAAAAUGUUCCAACCAACCAAAUCACGUUUUGCUAUAGCGGCACCAAAGUAUUCGUCACUACCUCGGAAGGCAAGAUUCGCAUCCUCUCCUAUCCGAGCUUCAAGCCAGCUCUCAGCGUUCAACAUGGCGAAGAGGAGCAAGAGUUCAUGCUCAACGGACACACGUCGUCGUGCCUUACGGCGGAGAUGCAACCAACGGCGAGGUAUUUGGCUACAGGGGGCUCAGAUUCCAUCAUUGCCUUGUGGGACACGAACGACUGGUUGUGUCAGCGUACGCUGACAAGAAUGACGGGGCCGGUGAGGAGUAUCAGCUUUACGUUUGACGGGAGCUACAUUGUUGGCGGCAGUGACGAAGGCAAUGGAUUGGAAGUAUCGCAUGUGGAGACAGGAGAGCAUGUUCAUACGUUCAAAACGGCGGGAUCGUGCCCAGUUGUAGCGUGGGCUCCAACCAGAUAUUGCUUGGCGUAUAGUGAUUUAGGGAUUCUUCGCAUCGUGGGAGUGGAUGUGGAUAGAAAGUGA
Ustilaginoidea virens is the source of this 1008-nucleotide messenger RNA. RefSeq lists its product as uncharacterized. The transcript is spliced from 6 exons. Gene Ontology annotation, cellular component: THO complex part of transcription export complex. The record is from RefSeq and is a predicted model, not a curated record. The coding region runs from base 1 to 1008 and encodes 335 amino acids. Gene Ontology annotation, molecular function: protein binding. Lineage: Eukaryota; Fungi; Ascomycota; Sordariomycetes; Hypocreales; Clavicipitaceae. Gene Ontology annotation, biological process: mRNA export from nucleus.